GCAGCCCACUCUGCUACGACUGAGGAUGAUGGUGAGGCUGUCAAGGAUCCUGGGCCGAGACCUGGCCGGGCCGGGCAAGGGUCGGCCGAGAGUCAUUGACACCAGGCUCAAGUCCACAGUCAAGGGUCGCCAGGUGCGGCUCAUGAAGAAGAUGAGGACAGCUCUGGGCAAGAAGACCAAGCCCAAGAAGCCGAAGAAGUCUCUGGUGUGGGGGAAGGUGACGAUGGAGACGCCCAUCCGGCCCUCCUGGGACCUCACUCCUGAUGACUUAGAGGAGGCGGAGACGGAGCCAGAGGUGCAGAUCAACCUCAGCUGCAGGAGAGAGUACGUCCGCUCCAGCAAGGUGGUCUUCUGCUCCUCCAGCGGCCGCUACCAGCCCCUGGUGGACCGCGAGACUCUCCUCGACCUCCUCACACUGCCCUCCAGAGUACAGUUGAGGGAGGACGCCCACAGGCACCGGCGCUUCUACAGGCUCCCUCCCACCAGCCUAGAAGACCCAGAGCUGGAGGACGUGAUGCAGGACUCCCGCCUGGAGCUGGAGGAGCUGUACGGAGGUGUGGUGUCCAAGGAGGAGCUGGCCAGGAUAGACUCCCAGCCCAACCCCUUCAGCUUCAGCGAGCGCGUCUCCCAGACCACUAGACUCAUAGUCAAGGUAACCUCAGGCAACAUGCAGGCUUGGACACUGACACCCGCUGUUCCUCUCACAUUAAUGACGAUUGCGAGGGACCCCAUCGUGCUGAUAGGGACCCCUGAGCCGCCGUGUCGCCGGCUCCUCCACCACUUGGACCUGCCAGGCCUGGCCACCGUGGCCACCGUCCUCGAGAGGAUGGUCACUCAGAACAUUUACGACGACAUUGCUCAAGACUUGCGGUACUGGGAGGACGGGAGCGACGAGUUCCACCCGCUGCUCGGGUCACUGCUGCCGCUCUGGAGGUUCCGGCCAGACCAGCAGUGUCGCCGCCUCACCCUCGCCGACGUCUCCUGGAGCCCCAUACACCCGGACAUCUUCGCCGCCGCCUACGCCUCAGGUACAAGCAGACACUGGUUGGAGAAUUGGGCUUGUUGGAAAAAAACGAAGAGGAUUGUGGUCCAAAUAGAUAAUGAUGAAUUGAUGACCUUGAAGGUUGGUCGACUGCUGGCGGCGGGCCGUACCGACGGCACGGUGAUGGUUUAUGACAUUGCCACUACCUCACCCACCUCCUCCUGCCUCGUCCACUCUCACACAGACAACGGCAAGCAUCUCCUCUCCGUCACCCAGGUAAUGCUCUCCGUCACCCAGGUAAUACUCUCCGUCACCCAGGUAAUACUCUCCAUCACCCAGGUAAUGCUCUCCGUCACCCAGGUAAUACUCUCCGUCACCCUGGUAAUGCUCUCCGUCACCCAGGUAAUGCUCUCCGUCACCCAGGUAAUACUCUCCGUCACCCUGGUAAUGCUCUCCGUCACCCAGGUAAUGCUCUCCGUCACCCUGGUAAUGCUCUCUGUCACCCAGGUAAUACUCUCCGUCACCCAGGUAAUACUCUCCGUCACCCUGGUAAUGCUCUCCGUCACCCAGGUAAUACUCUCCGUCACCCUGGUAAUGCUCUCCGUCACCCAGGUAAUACUCUCCGUCACCCUGGUAAUGCUCUCCGUCACCCAGGUAAUACUCUCCGUCACCCUGGUAAUGCUCUCCGUCACCCAGGUAAUACUCUCCGUCACCCUGGUAAUGCUCUCCGUCACCCAGCUGCAAGAUACGUCCCUCGUACUGCCGGAGAAAGUCACGGUACGCCUCUCCUCCCACAAACUUGAUAGCCACAUGGUGAGCAGUUACCAGCUCAACACCGUAGAUUUCCAUGACCGGGAUAUGGAGCAUGUCACACAUGACCAUCUCCACGACAGGGUAUCCCGCACAACCAGUUUGGCCACAAUCAUAGCCUUCCGUCCGGGUGACGAGAGUGUGUUCCUGCUGGGGAUGGACACCGGAGCAGUGUUCCAGUGUUCCCUCAUCGGGCUGACUCACUCCCUCACCUGCUACCCGGCACACACCUCAGCUGUCAGGAGCGUCUCAUGGAACACUCACCAUACAAGCAUCUUCCUCACUUGCUCCCUGGACUGGACAGUCAAGGUCUGGCUUCAGCACUCACUGUCGCCGCUGGUGACGCUGGACCUGGGGGUGGGGGUCGCUGGGGCGGCCUGGUCCCCCUACACCAGCACGGUGCUGGUGGCGGUGACGGAGGAGUGUCGGGUCCACGUCUACGACCUCUUCCUCCGUCAGUGUCGUCCACUCUGUCUCCAGAACCUGUCCCAGCGCCGGCGAGUCUCCGCUUCCUGUCUCGCCUUCAGCCCCUUCUACCCCGUCGUGUCCGUCGGCGGUGACAGAAUAAAAGGUCUGUCAGUCUGGUCAAAGUAG
Molecule: messenger RNA, 2386 nt
Organism: Procambarus clarkii (red swamp crayfish)
Lineage: Eukaryota; Metazoa; Arthropoda; Malacostraca; Decapoda; Cambaridae
Source: RefSeq, a predicted model, not a curated record